AUGAGAACUCCACACUUUCUGUGGCUUUUCAUGAUACUAGUAGAUUUAUAUGUUGUCUCUGCAGGCCAACAUUGUCUGAGUGAUCAGCAAACUUUGCUGCUCCAACUGAAGGACAGCUUGAUAUCCAACACAAGAAGCUCGAAGAUUUUGGUGAAAUGGAAUCAAACUUGUGAUUGUUGUACUUGGGAAGGUGUAACCUGUGAGGAAGGACUUGUCAUUGGUCUCAGACUCAGCAAUGAAUCAAUCUCAGGUGGUGGGAUAUUUGACAAUUCUACACUCUUCAACCUUAUUCACCUCAAGAGCUUGGAUUUGUCUUUUAACAACGUAAGCUCUAGAAUCCCAUCAAGAAUAGGUAAUCUCAAAAGUUUAAGCUAUCUUAAUCUCUCAAAUGCUGGUUAUGGGGGACCAUUUGCACAAGAGAUACCACGGCUGACAAAUCUGGUGAUUCUUGAUUUGUCUUCUUUUUACUAUCUUAAUCCAACUGCUUUGUUGAAACUUGAUCAGAGCCCAAAUUUGAGAAAGCUGGUUCAGAACCUCACAGAACUUGAAGAGUUAUAUCUUGAUGGUGUAGUUAUAUCUGCACCAGGGAAUGAAUGGGGUCAGGCCUUAUCAUCUUCAUUGCCUAAUCUUCGAGUGUUGAGCUUGUCCCAGUUUUCAGGAUUCUUCGUCAAUUAUUCACAUCUGACUUCCUUGCAUCUCAGUUCUUGUGGAUUGUAUGGAACAUUUCCUAAAGAAAUCUUCGAGGUACCAACAUUGCAGACUCUUUAUCUAUCAUUCAAUGAAUUACUUGAAGGUUAUUUGCCAAAAUUUCCAAAAAAUAGUUCUCUUCAGUUACUGCAACUUAGAUAUACAAAUUUUUCUGGGAGAUUACCCCACAUCGAUUGUAGUUCAAUCCCAUCGAGUGGCUGGGAACGCCUUAUCCACCUUGUUAAUUUCCACUUGAAUUACAAUUUUCUCACUGGGAAUAUCCCUUCAUCUCUGUUUGCACUUCCAUCGUUGCAAAGGAUUCUACUUUCAUAUAAUCAAUUUAGUGGUCAAGUUCUUGAUUUUCCAAAUGCAGCUUUCUCAGUAUUGCAUACUGUUGAUUUGAGCAACAAUCAUCUCCAUGGCCCCAUUCCAAUGUCUAUCUUUAAACUCAAAAAUCUUAGCAUUCUCGCACUCUCCUUCAACAAUUUGAAUAGCACAAUACAACUAGAUAUGAUUCAGGGCCUUAACAGUCUUCAUAGUUUUGACCUCUCCUACAACAAUUUGUCAGUCAAUGCAAGUGGUAAUGAUUCUAAUUUCUAUUCCCUUCCCAAUCUUCGCAUAAUUAGACUUGCUUCUUGCAAACUCAGAGAAUUUCCUUAUCUAAAGAACCAAGCAGGGCUACUUCAUUUGGACUUGUCAGACAACCAAAUUUCUGGGGAGAUACCUACUUGGGUUUCAGAAGUUGGAAAUGCAACUCUUCUCCAUCUAAAUCUUUCACAUAAUCGCCUAGUAGGCAUUCAAGAACCUUAUUAUCUUCCUAACCUCGUUGUCCUUGACCUUCAUUUAAACCAGCUCCAGGGGAAGAUUCCCAUUCUACAACCAUAUGCUAGCUAUAUAGAUUUAUCUAGCAAUAAUUUUACAUCCUCCAUUCCAUCUGACAUUGGACAGAAUCUUUCUAUUACUACUUUCUUCUCCCUUUCAAACAAUGGCCUCACAGGAGCUAUACCUGAAUCAAUCUGCAAUGCAGCUUGCCUGCAAGUUCUUGAUAUAUCUAUGAACAAUUUGGGAGGAAAGAUACCAACAUGUAUGCAUAAAAUGAGUGAGACUCUUGGGGUAUUGAAUCUGCGAAGCAACAACUUAAGUGGGCCACUUCCUGAUGUCUUUCCUCUUGAUUGUAGUUUAAGGACUUUAGAUCUCCAUGGAAAUUUAUUAACAGAUAGAAUUCCAAAAUCUUUGACUAACUGCAGAGAACUAGAGGUUUUAGAUCUUGGAAACAAUCAGAUGGUUGACACAAUCAGAUGGCAACUUCAGCAACUUGAGUCUCUAGAUCUAUCAAGUAACCAUCUGAAUGGGGCAAUCCCAACAUCAUUUUCAAACUUGAAUUUCCUUUCAUUCCUGAACCUCUCAUAUAAUCAUUUACACGGGAGAAUUCCAACUGGAAUUCAGAUUCAAACGUUCUCAGCAGAUUUCUUCCAAGGUAAUGAAGGAUUAUGUGGGCCUCCGUUAACUCCAAAUUUCAAUGAACCGAAAAAUCCUGAAGCUAGCAACUCAAAAUCUAGCAAUCAGAUUGAACGGGAUUUCCUGAUUGUUGAACUUGGAUUCAUUUUUGGUUUUGGAAUUGUGAUUGGACCACUCAUCUUUUCCACAAGAUGGAGAACAUAUUAUUUUGAUGGUCUUGAGGACAUUGCUAUUCAAAUCCUACCUCAAGUGGAAGAGAAAUGCUCCUUUGCUUUCAAUCUUUGUGUAAUACUGGCUAGAGCUUUAUGUUGCAAUAAUGUAUUAAUUCAGUGUCUUAGCCAACAACAAGCUUUGUUGAACCAAUUGAAGGACACCCUCAUAUUCAAUGCAACUGCCUCAAGAACUUUGGUGAAAUGGAAUCAAAGUUCUGAUUGCUGUGCUUGGGAAGGUGUAACCGGAAAAGACGGCCAUGUUACUGGUCUCGUUUUGCUUUUUGGUGCAAAUCCCAAAAGAGAUAUGAAGCUUGACAAAAACCUCACAGAACUCGAAGAAUUAUACCUUGAUGGUGUAAAUAUAUCUGCACAAGGGAAUGAGUGGGGUCGGGCUUCACUGCCUAAUCUCAGAGUUUUGAGCAUGCUCGGUUGUUCCAUUUCUAGCCCUAUUGAUCAGUCUCUUGCCAAGCUUCAAUUUUUAUCGGUUAUUUGA
This is a messenger RNA of Ziziphus jujuba (common jujube), 2850 nucleotides long. Its product is annotated as receptor-like protein 9DC3. The transcript has 8 exons. The coding region runs from base 1 to 2850 and encodes 949 amino acids. The record is from RefSeq and is a predicted model, not a curated record. NCBI's taxonomy places the organism in Eukaryota, Viridiplantae, Streptophyta, Magnoliopsida, Rosales, Rhamnaceae. Gene Ontology annotation, molecular function: protein binding.